CUUUUUUUCAAACGCGUUUUUCAAAGCGGAACGUUUGUAAUCCGGUUAUUUGUUUCUCGGGGACGUGUUAUUCAGACGUACCGCAUUUUGGAACAUUGGUUCCAGUUGACUUUCCAACGCUGGAGCUGCCGUCGCUGGUUGAUCGUUUUGGUCGGAUACGGUAAAUCCGAGUGUGGUUCCGAACAGUGACUGCGGGGCGGCAUGAACGUUAACCAGGGCACGGUGGGCAGCGACCCGGUCAUCCUGGCCACGGCUGGAUACGACCACACGGUCCGGUUCUGGCAGGCCCACAGCGGGAUCUGCACCCGGACGGUGCAGCACCAGGACUCGCAAGUGAAUUCCCUUGAAGUGACUCCGGACAGAAGCAUGAUCGCCGCUGCAGGAUACCAGCACAUCCGCAUGUACGACCUGAACUCCAACAACCCAAACCCCGUCAUCAACUACGACGGAGUCAGCAAGAACAUCACCUCCGUGGGCUUCCACGAGGACGGACGCUGGAUGUACACCGGAGGAGAGGACUGCAUGGCUCGCAUCUGGGACCUGAGGUCCAGAAACCUGCAGUGUCAGAGGAUCUUUCAAGUGAACGCUCCCAUCAACUGCGUGUGUCUUCAUCCCAAUCAGUCGGAGCUGAUUGUCGGGGAUCAGAGUGGCGUGAUCCACAUCUGGGACCUGAAAACGGACCACAACGAACAGCUGAUCCCAGAGCCGGAAGUGUCCGUGAACUCCGUCCACAUCGACCCAGAUGCCAGUUACAUGGCGGCGGUCAACAGUUCGGGAAACUGUUACGUGUGGAACCUGGCUGGAGGGAUGGGAGACGAAGUGACGCAGCUCAUUCCAAAAACCAAGAUCCCGGCACACAAACGUUACUCUCUGCGCUGCAAAUUCAGCCCCGAUUCCACACUGCUGGCCACCUGCUCGGCAGAUCAGACCUGUAAGAUCUGGAGAACGUCCAACUUCUCCUUGAUGACGGAGCUGAGCAUCAAGAGCAACAAUCCCGGAGAGACCUCCAGAGGCUGGAUGUGGGACUGCGCCUUCUCCGGAGACUCGCAGUACAUCGUAACAGCGUCUUCGGAUAAUCUGGCUCGUCUGUGGUGCGUCGAGACCGGCGAAAUCAAGAGGGAGUACAGCGGCCACCAGAAGGCCGUGGUGUGUCUGGCCUUCAACGACAGUGUGCUCGGCUGAAGAGGCGGAGCUUGACGGACAGGAAGUCAGACACGCCAUCAGCUGGAAGUCAGCUCGUUUGUUUGAACAAAACGCUGAGGGGUUCAGCAGCACAAAAGUGACAACUAGAGGUUUAUUUGAUUUUUAUGAAUCCUUAAGAAAGACGGAAGCAAUGAGAAAUGUCCGUAUAUUUAUUAAGGCUAAAGGACCACAGUCAUCCCUGCUUCUGGCCUGCAGGAGGCGCCACAGAGCUGCUUCAUCACUUAGUGUUUCCUGAUGAGGAGAGGAAACAAAGCUUGUACAGAAAACUGUCUUCUUUUAAAUAAAGAGAAAUGAGACUAAAGGAA
Oryzias melastigma (Indian medaka) is the source of this 1508-nucleotide messenger RNA. It is a transcript of the gene mlst8, whose product is annotated as MTOR associated protein, LST8 homolog (S. cerevisiae). Gene Ontology annotation, cellular component: TORC2 complex; TORC1 complex. Gene Ontology annotation, molecular function: protein binding. The record is from RefSeq and is a predicted model, not a curated record. NCBI's taxonomy places the organism in Eukaryota, Metazoa, Chordata, Actinopteri, Beloniformes, Adrianichthyidae. The transcript has 9 exons. Gene Ontology annotation, biological process: TOR signaling; regulation of actin cytoskeleton organization. The coding region runs from base 202 to 1182 and encodes 326 amino acids.